UCCCCUUCGCACAGUUGAUACGAGUUCUCCAGGAGCAGUGUGAAAUUAUGUUUUAGUUUCCCACCGUCUCUGCUCGGAGGGUUAUGCGGUGAUCCCGAUAGAAAGAGCUCACUCUCUACCGGUGACUCAGCCCUAAACACAAAGACUUUUCAUGUGCUUUUGUAUUUGUCUAUUAUUUCAUCAUUCAUGCGUUGUUUAUGACCUGGAACUGACAUUGGUAAACACUCCGGAUCUCUGCUGUCGGCAGAGAGGUAUUCUGCUCAUCGGAUGGCCCUGUUGCACUUGUCUCGAUUCAGCGUCAGCGAAAUCAUGAAAAAUGCAAUGGUACCAGCAAGCUCAUUGUCCACUGAGAAGUAAACAGGAACACCCACUGUCGCCAUCGGUCAUUGGAGCUGUGGACUCUUCCGUGUUGUAGCUUGUAUCACAACAAAAGGAAGUGUAAUCGCCUUUCAGGAGUGAGAGAUGAUGGAUGCUCUGGACUCUUUGCAAGGCUCAUCUUCUCUGGAUUCCAAAGCUGAACGUAUCGCACGCUACAAGGCAGAGAGAAGGCGGAAGCUGGCUGAGCGGUAUGCCAACCUAGAGGAAAGUUCAUCCAAGCACACAGAGAGACAUUGGGAAACAACAGACACAUCAGAUGCAGUGCCAAUCUCUGAGCAGAAGAACUCCGAUGUUUCCUCUGAACUAAACCUUAUGUCCGAUGAAGACGGUGGUGCUUUGAGUGAGAAAGGAGAAGGGAACAAUUAUGAGGGAAAGUCCAAAACGGACUCCACAAUGAACUCCAAGAUCUCCAUUGCUCACAGUAAUGAGAACAAGCAAGUGACAAGAUCACACCAACAGCACAGUCCAUUGGAAGCAGAGGAAGCCCAGAAGCCAAAUGAUGACAGGAAAGCAGAUGACGAUGCCAAAACCUGUGUGCCUGCCAAGACGUCGCUUUCAAAAGGGUUGGAGAAGGCCGACAUCUCGCCCACCCCAAAUAACCAUGCAGAAGACAUUACCCACAAUGGCGAACAACAAAAAGACCAAAUCAACAAGGAGAACAGGAAAGUUUCCACCAGUCAUUCCCAGUUCUCCUUAUCAGAUGAAGGUGAGAAAAGUUCUGAAGAAAGCAUGAAUGUGAGACAUGAUAAAGAGAAGAUCUCCCUCUCUCAGACCUUCACUGCAGGAGAGGAGGAUGUGGAGAAAGGGAAGGAAGAUGAGAAGGUCAAACAGAUUAAUCAGAGAUUGAGAGAGAAACAGCAUUCUGCGAGCUCCCAAGAGAAGAUGGAUGAAGAGCUGAAGGCCCCCACUUCAGACCUGCAGAGACAAGACUCAUCUCAGCGCAGCAUUAAAGGCAUUCUGAAGAAGAGCCGCUCCACUAGCCUGGACGCAGAACCUGCCGAGCUGGAGAAAAACAUUAAUAUUGCUACCAAAACCAGCAAGGAGCUGAUUGCUGUUGAUGCAAAUGAGGAGGAAGGGGAUGAUGAUACUGUGGAGAGGAGGCUGCAGAGAGAGGAAAGCAGCUCGAGUGAGACUCCUCGCACUCCUUCCCCAGAUUCUGUGGACAAAACCCCCUCCAUCUCUCAGUCUGAAGAGGGGGACGAGCUAGACAGCUUAGAUGGGAGCAUGAGCUCAUCUCUCAAAGAGAGACUGGCAGAGUUGAAGGGUGGUGAUGGUGACUGGCAGAGCAAGCUGAAGAAGAAUAAAGCCACCAAUGUGUUACAGACAUCCCUGUCUGACCGCUACUCCCAGCUGCAGGAAAGAGAGAAUGCCUGGAAGAAGAAGAAAUCUUCUGCUGAUGUAGAACUGAAGAUGUCGCUGGUUGAGCGGAUGAAGAUCUUGCAGGAGAAGGAGGAACAAUGGAAGACUAAAGGCAAAGGAGCUUCUAAUGACUCCACCCAGUUCUCUGUGGCUGGACGAAUGGCUAAAAGAGGCUUGGUGUCACCUAACAGAGAGGAUGCCCCCAUCAUCCUCAGCAAGAAGGCCACCAUUAGCACACCAGUCAAACCAUUGGAAGAAAUCUCCACCUGUCCUGACGCUGAGGGAGAUAAAAGACUUGACAAAUUGGAGUCCUUCUUGGACAGACUUCAUAAUAAAUGCAUUCCAGGAACUAAAAACUCCACGAUUGAGGUGACUGAGGAGAAAGAGAAAGAGGUGAUGACCCUGGAUGAUGAGGAGACAUUUGGGCGGUUCUACAGUUGCAUAUCACCAACUAUCCUGAGCUCCAGUCUCCUGCUGGACGUGGAAGAGGACUUCAGCACUAUUCAGACAGACACGCCGAAACUUACAUCAACAGUUGAGGAACACAAGCGUGCAGUGCGGCCUUCCAGAAAAACGAAAGGCUCAAAGAACCCUCUCCGUGCCUUGGCAGCUCGAGACGACCUCAGACAGACUUACACUGAGCAGAGACUCAACGUGGCAUCCGUGGAAACCAAAAGGAUACAAAUGGAGCGAAUGGCAAAGCACUCUAAUCUGGCUGACGCGGCUCUGGCAGGUCUGGCUAGCAAGGAGAACUUUAGGAAAGUCAACCUAAGGAGUGUGAAGUCUACAGAGGUGGUGACCAACAACAGCGCUGUGCCUUUCCACAAGCUUAUGCUCAUCCUCAUUAAAGGACGCAGGCAUGUUCAGGUGCGUCUGGUUGAACCCACAGCCCGCUCUCUGAACAGUGGAGACUGUUAUCUGCUCAUAACACCCAAACACUGCUUCUUCUGGAGUGGGGAGUUUGCCAAUGUCAUCGAAAAAGCCAAGGGCUCAGAGAUGGCCCAGUAUGUCCAGACUAAGAGAGAUCUGGGCUGCAAGGCUCCUCAGGUCACGCUGCUGGAGGAAGGUAUCAACACUGAGAACCGUUCAGCCAAAGAGUUCUGGAGUCUGCUGGGAGGAAAGACUGAGUACAGAGGAGCAGGAGAGCCGGAGGAAGAUGAACUUUACGAGAGUGGUAUAGUGGAGUCAAACUGUGUCUACAGGCUGGUGGAGGAUAAGCUGCUUCCUUACGAGGAGGCCUGGGCAUCUAUACCCAGCGUCUCUCUGCUUAACUCUAAGGAGGCUCUGGUGUUUGACUUUGGCAGCGAGGUGUACGUGUGGACAGGCAAGGAUGUUCCUCUGAGUGACAGGAAGGUGGCAGUGCAGCUGGGCAAACAGCUCUGGAGUGGAGCAUAUGACUACAGCACUUGCAGGGUCAACCCUAUUGAUCCCUCCUCAUCCAGUAAAGACACCCCAAAACAAGGUGAGGGCAGACCGAGUUGGGCCCUGUUUGGACGUUUGUCAGAACACAAUGAGACCGCCUUGUUCAGAGAGAAGUUUCUAGACUGGGUGGAGAGGAAACCCAUCAAAGAGGAGCCGGUGGUGGAGGAGCUGAAGAGUCCAGUGUCUCAGCACCUUCCCACAUGUGACUCUGACCUGAAGCCCUGUGAUGUGAGUAAGAUGUUGGCGGGUGGGGCAGGUCCUAUGAAGAUGGUACUGGAGGGUGUGGAUGUGCAGAGAGGUCAUGGAUUGGUCCGUUCUGAGGACGGGCGGCAAGCUGAGCUGGCCACAAUAGCUGUGGACGCAUGGCAUAUCCGUGAGUUUGACGAUUUUGAGAUCCCUCAGGAGAGCGUGGGGCAACUGCACGAGGGGGACACAUACGUCAUCCGUUGGAAAUACUCCAUCACUAAUGUUGUUGGUAAGAGGCUAAAGCCUGGUGAAGUGAGCACAGCUGGCCCUGGCAGGGAGCGCACUGCAUGUUUCUUCUGGCAGGGGCGUCACUCCAGUGUCAGUGGGCGGGGCACAUCUGCCCUGAUGACUGUAGAGCUAGGCAACCACAGGGGGGCACAAGUGCUGGUAACGCAGGGAAAAGAGCCGCCCUGCUUCCUCCAACUCUUCCAGGGAGGGCUAAUCAUCCAUCGAGGCUCAAGGGAGGAUAGCUCCAGCAACGCAGGAGAAUGGCAUUUGUUUUGUGUGCGUGGAGAGGCAGCGGAGGAGGGCUCACUGGUUGAAGUGGAGUGCUGUUGUGCCAGUCUGCGUUCUCGUGCCAGUUUGGUGCUGCUGGGGGUACAGGCAGGGCAGCUGUACCUGUGGCAUGGCUGUAAGUCUCACCCCGGUGCCCGACAGGUUGGCAAGAGGACCGUGGAGCACCUAAAUCAAUCGUGUCCUCGUGAGCUGGGUUUAAACAGUAACAGCAGUUUGAAGGUGCAUGAGAUAGAGGAGGGAACUGAGCCAAAGGAAUUCUGGGAUGCUCUUGGCAAACAAGACAGGAAAGCCUAUGACUGCAUGCUACAAGAUCCAGGGAAGUAUAAUUUCACCCCACGUCUUUUCGGUCUGAGUGCCAGCGGUGGGACUUUUCAGGGAGAGGAGCAGUUCGGCCCCACCCAAGUGACAGGUGCUGUCAUGGCAAUGCCGUUCCUGCAGGAGAACUUGUAUUUGGCCCCUCAGCCUGCUCUGUUCUUGGUGGAUAACAGGAUGGAAGUGUACCUGUGGCAAGGACAGCAGUCAGAAGAUACAGACUGUACUGGCUCAGCCAAGAUCCGCUGGGACAGUGAGAGGAAGUGUGCCAUGGAGACAGUGCUACAGUAUUGCCAAGGGAAGAACUCCAGACGGCCUCCUCAGGCUUACCUGAUCCUGGCUGGAGCAGAACCACUCACCUUUACCAACAUCUUCCCUUAUUGGGAGAAAGACCCACAUAUUAAAGUACAGGUAGAGGGACCCCGUAAUAAAGUGAUCCUGGUUAAAGAUGCUCUGUCGAAACUCAGCAGACAACAGUACACCCCAGAGGAGCUCACCUCCAAACCCCUGCCAGAGGGAGUAGAUCCUCUGCACCUCGAGUACUACCUGUCUGAUAAAGACUUCCAGAGUGUUUUGGAGAUGACACGGGAUGAAUUUCAUGCUCUCCCAAACUGGAAACAGCUUAAUCUGAAAAAGAGUAAAGGCCUCUUCUAAGCAAGAAGAACUCUUGCAUCUGCAAUCUGUAUAUUCACUUCCAGUAAUCAUGUACUAACGAAUUGUGUAUUUUCCCUGUACUUUUUAAACAAACCUUUUUUUUAUAUAUUUCAAUGUCAAUAUCAUAUUUAUAACACUAAUAUGUACAGUUACCUUUUGCCAUAGCAAUUUCCUGCUUUAUACUUUAGUAGCCUUUGGAUAAACAAAUGAUUAAAGUAUGCAGAAGUGUUGAGUUUGGGAAUAACAUGAACAAUAUAGAAGAAAAAAGGAAAUCGGUAUGUCGGUAAGCUUGAAUUAUAAAUCUGUAUUUUUUUAAAUUGUUUUAACCCUGUUGCUGUCGAACUAUGACCUUGUAAUGCUUUAAACACUAAUUAUGAAACUUCAUGAAACUAUCAAAACAAAUGGAGGCCUUUCACUUUGUCCACAGAGCUAUGUUAUUGCAAGAUUUUCCAUGGAAAGUGAAUUGCUCUUUAAGUGAUCAUUUGUGUACAUAUUAAAGUGCACUGCUGUAACUGGCAGUACAUCAUAUAAAUGAUAUACAGUGUGAUGUGAUUCUGAUCUCUUUAGUGUGGCUAUACAGUAAGAGCUGUCAACAAUAUUACAAAUAACAUAUGAAUGUGUAUGUAUGUAUGCGUGGGUAUUUUCAGAGAUAUGAAUGUGUAUUGUUUGUCCCAUAGUAAUGUGCUGCCAGAACAUUAGCAUUUCUUGGUUGAAAGUAAAUUCGUGCCAUUCAGUCUUAAACCACUAGAUGUCAGUCUGUCUUUUCUGCAGUCUGUGGUGAAAUAAUGCAACAAAUAUUUACCAGAACAAGUCCUUCAUAUGGGUCACCCAGUAUUUCAUCCUCAAUGUAUUUUGAAGAUGUUAUUAUAACUACAACGUUGUAAUGAUUCUAAAAACAUUUUCUGUAAAGCAAAUGUGUUAUUUGUGUCAUGUCUUUGGAUGUUUUUAAUUUUGAAGAGGCAAAGGCAUCUUUAGGACACCAUUCAAAACUUUUUUUAUUUUUAUCUACUGAUUUUUAAAAAGCACCUCUAAAACCACCAUUGCUCCCCAGUUCCUGUGUUUUAAGAUAAGUUUGCUUUUGGGUGUUGUACCAAUGGCAGAGUAUUGCGGACCUGGAGGAAAUGCACAAGUGAAGUGGCAAAUCAGAGGUAUGUAAAAUCACCACUGGAUCUUUACUGGAAUAUUGGUUGACAAAUUAGAGAAGAAAAAAUAAUAACCACACACUGCUGAUGUAAGACAGUACUGAUCAAAUCUAGCCUUAUUAGGGGAAGAUUUGAUUAUUUCUACCUAGUUAAUAGAUAAUAUGUGGAGUAUUGAAAUGUGAGAGACCCAAGACUUUUUUAAUAGCUUGAAAAAUAUCCAUUUGAUACUUAAUGACUUUUCAUAAUCAAAUGAGAACUGAUUAUGAACAAAGUUUCAAACCUGAUAGCACACUUGAAAUGUCCUCCAUGAAAAAUGCUCAAAAAACUCUGGCAGUCCUGCUAUUUAGAUUUAUUAAAAUGUUCUACAAUGUGUUUCACUGGGGGUCAAAUUGACCCCAAACUGACACAAAGUUACUAGAAUGGAUGCCAGUCACAUUUCUGAAAAGUGCAUGUCUACAUUGUGAUAACACAGAGGGAUAAAGCUUUAAUAAUAUCUGCCUAAUGGUUUGAAUUUGGUCAGAGGCACAUAUUCAAUCAUUUUAAAGGGAAAAUAAGAGGUUAACGGUGAAAGUUCUAAUAUUACUAUUAUUAUUUCUAUAUGUAUAGCAUUGGGUUCUGUGGGACCCCAUUAAAACAGUUUAGUCUAUCUCAACAGAAUGUGAGGGUUAAGAAUGUAAAGAGUAAUGUCAGUUAUUAUGUUGUGCCCAAGUAAAGAAUUGAUGUCAAUAGCAGCACUGCCUUGCGGCCUCCGCUCAUAAAAUGUCACAGCCUUUUCACACACACAUUGAAUUAAUCACCACCACAGAUGGUAGAGUCUGUCUCUCAGAGAGCCAUCUUACAAGAUUACCGUAGUUUAAUUAUUUAAUUCAGAGCGUUAUAGAAGCACAUCUUCACAGGGGAAUUAAGAGAGUACUGUGGAUCUUUGUGACAUCAGCCGCAUUUGAUCUUUGUGACAAUACAAUGCCAAUUAAUCAAGGAAUGUGACAAAGUAUUUCUGUUUGUAUUUAUACUGUAUUACUCCCCUAAACUAAUGGCUUCACAAUGCUACAUUAAAAAAAGCACGAUAUUUGCCA
This is a messenger RNA of Xyrauchen texanus (razorback sucker), 7102 nucleotides long. RefSeq names its product supervillin-like. Gene Ontology annotation, molecular function: phosphatidylinositol-4,5-bisphosphate binding; actin filament binding. The transcript has 28 exons. Gene Ontology annotation, cellular component: actin cytoskeleton; cytoplasm. The record is from RefSeq and is a predicted model, not a curated record. The coding region runs from base 463 to 4887 and encodes 1474 amino acids. Gene Ontology annotation, biological process: actin filament severing; actin polymerization or depolymerization; cytoskeleton organization. NCBI's taxonomy places the organism in Eukaryota, Metazoa, Chordata, Actinopteri, Cypriniformes, Catostomidae.